Ceraceosorus guamensis is the source of this 1103-nucleotide messenger RNA. Its product is annotated as thioredoxin-like protein. The coding region runs from base 135 to 941 and encodes 268 amino acids. Gene Ontology annotation, cellular component: cytoplasm. Lineage: Eukaryota; Fungi; Basidiomycota; Exobasidiomycetes; Ceraceosorales; Ceraceosoraceae. The transcript has 4 exons. The record is from RefSeq and is a predicted model, not a curated record.
CCUCGACAGCAUAGCCCGUGUGCUGCAUCCUGAGAAGAGAACGCAGACGCCCUACGAGGGGCAGCAGCUGCAUCAUCAUUAAGACUUGAUCCUACUCAGCACUCACGACACCCUUUCUGGCUUCACCCUCUACCAUGUCAACGCCACUGCCCGAUCCCUCCAGUCUCCCUGCUCCAAUCCCUCCCGCGCCCGGGUCCAGCGCUAACGAAGCAGGACCUAGUGGACCAACGUACCACCCCUCCUUCUCAAGCAACUCAGAUGACCACGCUCAGGUCGUACCCUCCAUCCAUGCCGAUGGCGCUGGCAGAGGACACAGAAGCAGGGUGGGUGCUCGACGAGAAGACGACCCCGAUGAAGAUGAAGAAGAGGACGACGACGACAUCUUCGAACAGCUCGAGCAGGAGGCUGACUCAUUGAGCGGAGAAUGGAAAGAGAAGCGGAUGCGACAGAUGAGAGAAGAAGCUGCUCAGAAAGCCCUUUUUGCUCAGUCAUCGGAUGCGCACGGCAAGUUCACCGAGCCUAGCUCAGAGAAAGACCUCAUGCGCCAACUGGCCGAAAACGACGGCGUCGUCGUUCACUUCUACAAGGCCGACUUCAAACGCUGCGGUAUUGUCGACAGGCACCUUGACUUCCUCGCGCCUCUGCAUCCACGCACCCUCUUCCUCAAAAUCAGCGUCUUCAACUCGCCUUUCUUGGUACACAAGCUCAGCAUUCAGACGCUUCCAUGCAUUGUUCUGUUUGGAUCAGGCGGCAAAGUCCUCGAUCAGAUCGUGGGCUUCGAAGACCUCGGCAAUAAAGACGAAUUCGGUACUGGCGUCUUGGAAUGGAGACUCGGGCGAGCCGGUAUUUUGACGCCGAGAGCUAAGCAACAAGCAAGUCAGCCUGUCCUGGGAUUCGGCUCAACAAAUAGCAGCCGGGCUAACGACGAUGAUUGGGAUUAGCUAAAGACUGAGUCACGCCUGCAACGUGUCCAAGACUAGCAGGUGCCGACAUCUGGUCAACGUGGUUCUUUUACGAGAAUGUCGAUGACCAAGAGCGGACUAAGAUCAGUAUUCUGUGCGCUGCUCGCCUCCACAAUUUCAUCCGCAUCGUCUCUCACAGCA